This is a messenger RNA of Tuber melanosporum (Perigord truffle), 5874 nucleotides long. RefSeq lists its product as uncharacterized. Bases 589 to 4923 code for a protein of 1444 amino acids. Gene Ontology annotation, molecular function: ATP hydrolysis activity; chromatin binding; ATP-dependent chromatin remodeler activity. Gene Ontology annotation, cellular component: chromatin; nucleus. NCBI's taxonomy places the organism in Eukaryota, Fungi, Ascomycota, Pezizomycetes, Pezizales, Tuberaceae. Gene Ontology annotation, biological process: regulation of transcription by RNA polymerase II; nucleosome organization. The record is from RefSeq and is a predicted model, not a curated record. The transcript has 12 exons.
UAUCAACAAUAUUUUUUCCUUUCAAUAUUAUUGCCUUUUCUAGGCUAAUAUACUCAUGGCUUGUAAGUCUGCUCGUGUCUUUUUCAGUUCGCGUUGUUGCUGCCGCAUUUUUCCCUGGUCAUCCAUCCUCUUCCUGCCGCUCGCUCUUUUGCCCACUCCCAACACACCACCCUUUAAAACUUUCUCCUGAGCUGUUAAAGUCCGUGGGAAUAUGUCGGAUGCUUUGUCGAGUCUUUCACCGAUAUGUUGCUUCGCGUUCUGUUGUUCCUUUUCCCUGUGGCCUUGUAGUGACCCCUUUGACCCCCCGGUACUUCCCAUCACGGGCCAUCAUGAACAUCGAGUCCUGCAUCCCCGAAGCAUCGUGGAGACUCAUCUCGGGCCUCUAUACCAUUGAUGGACCCCUCAUUUUAGUCGCCUCAUUCACCCUCACCUUCCUCAGCUUUCCGCUUCUCCCUGUCCUGUUUUUGGUCCCAUUACUGAUGCUGGCGCUCAAAUACAGCAGGUAGCGUGAGCUUAGUCUCACCUCCGGCCCUCCUAACAUCUGCUGUGACACAUCCGGAUCCUGUAUACAUCAAUGGCAAUGAUACCAUGUCGCCUGCGAGCUCCUCGCCAAGUGAGGGACCCUUAUCCGACGCUGAGGAGGAUGCGGGGGCCCAGCAGGAAUCUAUCUCCACUCCCGAAUCCGGGAAUCAGGACGAAGUGGUUUCGAGCGCCUCAUCCGAUGAGGGUGGUGAUGGCGGCCAAUCCGAGGAUGGGGACUAUGAGAUAGAGACCCCGGCAGAAGAACCAGCGGAUGACCAUAACGGUGACUCUGACGACUCAGACAUUCCUGUAAAGAGUGCUGGGAGCUUGAGGCGAACCGCGAAAUCGAAACCCGCUGACGACUUUCACGAGAACCCAGACCUUUAUGGCUUACGUAGGAGUGAACGUGCUCGACCUGCUGCUCGCCCAGUGGUUGAUACUACCUCCGAUUCAGAUGACUCGGAACCCAAGAGCAACCGCAAGAGGCGGAGAACUGUUACUGCCCCUCGGUCGUCUAAGUCUUCCAAGCGUAAUACUCCAGCCCUUGGGUGUGGAUCCGGGGAUAGCGACGAUGACGAGGAUGACUAUGGCGUUCGAAAGGCUUCAAAGUCAAGGGGCAAGCGUCGGCGCGUUGUGGUUUCUGAUGCGCCCUCGGCCGACGGUCUCCGGUUUUCGACCCGCAAGGCGGCCAAAAUCACUAGUUAUAACGAAGACGGAGAUGAUGACUUUGAGGAGGAGGAGGAUGGUGCCAUUGCCUACGAAUGCGCAGACCCGGGUGCAGAUGUAGGAGGCAUUGAUUCGAUACUUGAUCAUCGACCUCGUGAGGGCAUAGACUCAACCGAUCCGAUCAUGGAGCGAGGAGAACUUCAAUUCUACAUCAAAUGGCAGGGCUUAUCGCAUUAUCACUCGACUUGGGAGACAGCCGAGGCACUAGCUGGAUGUAAGGGAAUCAGGAAGCUCGACAACUACAUGAAAAAGGUCGUCCUCGAGGACUAUUACGCUAGGACCAACCCUUUUAUCACCAGGGAAGAGGUUGAGAACAUGACCCUGGAGCGUGAGCGAUUGCGUGAAUCACUUGCUGAAUUUGUUCAUGUGGAGAGGGUUAUUGGGGACCAAGUCAAUGAAGAAGGAAAUCGGGAGUACAUGAUUAAAUGGAAGCGGCUUGCAUAUGAAAAUUGUACCUGGGAGAGCGCCGAGCUGAUCACAGAAAUCGCCCCCGAUGAAAUCGACAAAUACCGUGUCCGUGAAAAGACCCUUCCAUAUUCGAAGAAAUCCGAGAGCGAUGUGAGGACUCGUCGGCCCUACAAGAAACUUGAGGGCCAGCCUAGUUAUAUCAAAGGAGGAGAGUUACGUGACUUCCAAAUGAAGGGGUUAAACUGGUUGGCCUAUAACUGGACCAAUGGCAACAAUGGGAUAUUGGCAGACGAGAUGGGUCUUGGGAAGACGGUUCAAACAGUCGCUUUUAUGAGUUGGCUCCGUCAUGACCGACAUCAGCAUGGACCGUUCCUAGUUGUUGUGCCCUUAUCCACAGUACCAUCAUGGGCCGAAACCCUGGAGAACUGGGCGCCGGAUAUGAAUUUUAUAGUCUACACUGGCACAGGAAAAGCGCGUGAAGUAAUCCGCAAAUACGAAAUGUUUGCAGACCCUGGAAUGACCAAGGUUAAGUUUAACUGCAUGGUUACGACCUACGAAUACAUUCUGAACGACUUCGCUACCUUGGGGAACAUUAAGUGGCAGUUUCUGGCAGUUGACGAAGCGCAUAGGCUCAAGAAUAAAGAAUCAGCCCUAUAUGACAAGCUGAAUGUCUUCAAAGCUCCUUGCCGUCUCCUGAUUACUGGGACCCCAUUGCAGAACAACUUGAAGGAACUUGGGGCAUUGGUCGAUUUUCUUAUGCCUGGUAAAAUAAGCAUAGACAAUGAUGUUGAUCUUCAGUCCAAGGAUGCUGGUCGACAAAUUGAGCAACUUCAACAAGCUCUGAAACCCUAUAUGCUCAGACGCGUUAAGAAAUCAGUCGAAAAAUCGUUGCCUGGGAAAACGGAGAAGAUUAUUCGGGUUGAACUUUCAGAUGUCCAGACUGAGUACUAUAAGGCAAUCAUCACUCGCAAUUAUGCGGCCUUAAAUGCUGGUGCUACGGGUCCAAAACAAUCCUUACUUAAUAUCGUCAUGGAGUUAAAGAAGAUCAGCAACCAUCCAUUUAUGUUCCCACCUGCCGAGCAGCGCAUCCUCGGUGGCAGCAAUAGGCGAGAGGAUGUGUUGAAGGCGUUGAUUAUGAGUAGUGGAAAGAUGGUUCUAUUAGAUCAGUUGCUCACGAAGCUUAAGGCAGAUAAUCACCGCGUUCUGGUAUUUAGCCAGAUGGUGCAUAUGCUGGAUAUUCUUGCCGACUAUCUUAAUCUCAAGGGGUUCUCCUUUCAGCGCCUUGAUGGAACAAUUGCAGCUGGACCUCGCCGGAUUGCUAUCGAUCAUUUCAACGCACCAGAGAGUCCAGAUUUCUGCUUCUUGUUAAGUACACGUGCUGGCGGUCUAGGGAUUAACUUGAUGACAGCAGAUACUGUUAUCCUUUUUGAUUCAGACUGGAAUCCUCAGGCUGAUCUGCAGGCUAUGGCUCGUGCUCAUCGUAUAGGCCAGAAGGCACACGUGAUGGUGUAUCGAUUGGUAUCAAAAGAUACAAUCGAAGAAGAGGUCCUGGAACGUGCCCGGAACAAGAUGAUUCUUGAGCACUUGGUUAUUUCGCUCGGUGUCACUGAUAAAGGCAUUACGGAUAAAGUCAAGAAGAAGACAGAUCGGUUAGAGUCAGCUGAACUUUCCGCCAUUCUCAAGGCUCGUGCGUCAAAAAUGUUCGAGGCUACUGAUAACCAGAAGAAGUUGGAGGAACUCAAGAUUGAUGAUAUUCUUCUAAAUGCUGAGGAUCACAUUACUCAGAUUGAACCUGGCUUAGGUGGUGAAGGAGGAGAUGAGUUUCUCAAGCAGUUUGAAGUAACAGACUUUAAGGCUGAAGUCUCAUGGGAUGAUAUCAUCCCUAAGGAGGAAUUAGAUGCUAUCAAGUCCGAGGAACAGAAGGAAGAGGAGCAAGCGUUUUUGAAAGAGCAAAUUGAUAUGAAUGCGAGACGGAAACGGAAGUCGGCCACAAAUGGAGAACUCGAGGGACGGUCAGCUAAGAGGCGGGCCAAGGAGUUAUCCGCUGCCCAUAUCGAUAGCGAAGAUGAUGAGCCCGAGAAGGACCCUCGCCGACCUCUCACUGGACCCGAAAUUAGAAACCUUUAUCGAGCCUAUGCCCGAUAUGGUUGCCUUGAGCAGUGUUGGGAGCAGAUUGUUAAAGCCUGCGGAUUGGAGGACCGUGACCCAGACUUGGUUAAGACCACUAUCGCCGACAUGACCCAGAUUGGUGAGGAAGCGAUUGCACGCCAACGCGCUAUUGAUGAUGGCACGGGAAAAAAGUCAAAACAGGCUAUCUUGUUUACCUAUAAGGGAUGCCCGAACAUCAAUGCGCAAACAGUGGUCGAGAGGCCUAGGGAAUUAAAGGAGCUUCGUAGAGCUGUUGCAUCUUUCAGUGAACCUUUGAAGUUUCGAAUUGAGGAUGUCAAACCAGUGCAUAAUUGGGCUUGCGAGUGGGGUACUCGUGAAGACGCCAUGCUUUGCGUUGGCAUCGCUAGACAUGGAUAUGGAAGUUGGAACCUGAUCCGUGACGACCCUGAGCUUGGAAUGGGCGACAGAUUCUUCUUGGAGGAGCAUCGGGUUGGAAAAAAGGAUGAGGCAGCAAAAUCACCCGGAGCAGUUCAUCUUGUCCGCAGAGCAGACUACUUGCUUGGAGUGAUGAGAGCUCGAUUCGAAGCAGCUUCUAUCGCGGCACCUUCCACAGCCAGACAUCGGAGGUCACCAGAUGCUAAUUCUCGCCAGCCACAAAAGAGGAAUGGGGCCUCAGCAGUCGAUAGAGUUACUAAGAAGGAUCGUGUCUCUUUAUCAGCGUCACCCGCGCCAUCUAAGAAGUAUAGAUAUCAGACGGCUGACCCAAGCGAGAAGCACCGUCCCGAAAAGCACCGUCCUGAAAAACACCGCCCUGAAAAACACCGUCCCGAAAACCACCGUUCCGAGACGCACCGUCCUGAGAAGCGUCGCCAUGAGGAGAAGGGGCGUUAUCAGGAAAAAGUCCGCUACGAGGAGAAGGAGCGCUACCAAGACAGGGCCCGUUAUCAGGAGAAAGGGCGUAUUCAGGACAAGACUUCCGUUUCCUCGAAAAAGCACAAGAGCGAUGGCCAUGAAGUUGAUAGCGCGAACCGGAAAAAGGCGAAGUCCUCCCCGCCUCCCAAGGCUAAUGCAAAGGGCAACGGUCAUGUCACUGAAGUGAAUAGGCCAUUGACCGCAGAGGAAUCCGUGGCCGAGGUGCUUCCUUCCUUCCCCCCUUGAUUUUCAUUCGAACAUAGACUAAUUGAACUUACAGAGUAAAUUGCGCCCUGUUCGUCGCAAAUUGGAAGCUCUCGAGCAUGUCAAGGAGCUCCAGAAAACGGAUAGACUUAAAGUUUUGAAGGAAAAUCUCCUGGCAGUUGGCAAGUUUAUCAACAAACUUGAGAGAACUGAGAACGGGAGCAAUGUUCACCAAAAUCUUUGGUAUGUCGUUUGGCGCUUCUGGCCCCACCAUGAGAAGCCAUGGCAGGCGCUGGCGGAGUUUUCCGCCAAACUGAUAGAGAGCGAGCGGGCCGAAAGGGAGGCGGUGGGGGCAAACUCUACAUAAUGGGUUCGAACGGCGUUUGAAACUAGGUCAAAUUAGGUUCAUGAUUCCUUUAUUUCGUUCUUGUCUAUAGCUCUAGGGUGUUGGUCAUUUUUUUUCCUUCCCAUUAUAUUUCUCAACUCUUUAUCCCCUAUUCGUCCAUGUUUCUAACUUCCCUCUCGUGGUCUUUCCCAAUGGUGUUUUCUCUCUCCAUUUUACUCGCACCUCCUCCCUUUUCUCGUUAUAUUUACAUAUUUGAGGGCAUAGCAAGCGAACUUAACGGCGUCAUGUGAAAAUUUUGUGGGGUUUGUCCUUUAUUUUACUUUUUCUGUGGGUGUAUAGUGGGUUUAAGGUCGGUGCGAUUUGUCUUUUAUUAUUAUUAUUACCAAGGUUUGAAUUUCAAUUCCAUAGGUUGCGGGUUCUUAUUCUCUUUUCUAGGUCAAUUAUUCCAUGUAUUUUUUUAUUUUCUCUCCCCUUCUCCACUUUUCUUUUGCUUCCAGAAACAGCGGUGGAAGGUUCUUACGACCCCUAACGAAUAGCACCGGCAAGGCCGAUGACGGGAUUCGUAAGCUGGGGGGGGGGGGUAUGCUGUAUUUUAUGAGAGGGAGAGGCGGAUCGGAUGAAAUGAGAUGAAACAGAAAACAAAAAAA